Clupea harengus (Atlantic herring) is the source of this 3739-nucleotide messenger RNA. It is a transcript of the gene pias2, whose product is annotated as protein inhibitor of activated STAT, 2. The record is from RefSeq and is a predicted model, not a curated record. Gene Ontology annotation, cellular component: chromatin. Gene Ontology annotation, molecular function: zinc ion binding; transcription coregulator activity; SUMO ligase activity. NCBI's taxonomy places the organism in Eukaryota, Metazoa, Chordata, Actinopteri, Clupeiformes, Clupeidae. Gene Ontology annotation, biological process: protein sumoylation; regulation of transcription by RNA polymerase II.
AUUUACAAAGAUGAUAGCUGUGCACUUUUCACCUAAGGGAAGAUGAGGUUCAGGGUUUGCUUUCAGGCGGUCACCUUUAGGCCAGUGUGAAAGAAGAAAUGUUCAUAUGUAUCACAGGGUUAGCUAGCUAUCCAGCAAGAUAGCUAUCUGCUUAGCUAAAGGUAGACAACUUAGUUUGAAUAGUUUGCCAGAAAUACGUAACUAGUCUAGCUGUCUUCAGCAAAAUUAGAUGGUGAGGUCGGUAACGUUAAGUAGUUUGCUAACCUAUUUGUUGGUUACCAGUUUGAUAAUUCCGCGAUGUCCUCGGAAAUGUUUGUUAACUAGCCAGUCUUUGACACAGCUAGCAAGCUGGCAAGUUAUUUAAUACUAUCAUAACUGCCCUCUCAACUCUAACAUGUUAUGCCUUUAGGUCACAUUUGUUAAGGAUUUAAAAAAGAAAAAUGGAUAAACACGUAAGAACAAUCAAGCAUGGACCAUAUAAUGAAGGAGCAUGGUAUCAAGUUUCCGAGUUUCCGAGCUACAAGUGUUGUUGGGCUUUGCUGGACAGAACAAAAGUGGUCGCAAGCACGAACUUCUCGUGAGGGCCUUACACUUGCUAAAGCGUGGAUGCAGCCUGGCAGUGCAGAUCAGAAUCAAAGACCUGUACAGACGACGUUAUUCAAGGGCAAUUGAUAGUCUUCCUGAUUUGGCAGCCUUCAAGUCAAACCUGCAGAGCUACUUUCAGGCAGAGGCAGAGGCAGAGGCAGAGGCGUCAGCUGUUCCCACUGACCUCUCUGAUUCUGGCCACCUGGACCUGGUGCAUCUUAGCCCAGAUUCCUCUUUCUGUCCGGAAACGAAGCCAAUGAUGAAUAUGCAACAGGGCACCCCGCUCAUGCCCCCUGUGCACCCUGACGUGCAGAUGAAGACGCUUCCUUUCUACGAUGUCCUGGAUGUCCUGAUCAAGCCCUCUAGUUUGGGCCCGUGUACUACCCAGAGAUUUCACCAAGAGAAGUAUUUCAUUUUUGCCUUGACUCCACAGCAAGUGAGAGAAGUUUGCAUCUCCCGGGAUUUCCUUCCUGGUGGUAGAAGAGACUAUAUGGUCCAAAUUCAGUUGAGAUUUUGCCUUUCGGAGACCAGCUGUCCUCAAGAGGAUAAUUAUCCGAACAGCCUAUGUAUCAAAGUCAAUGGGAAACUCUUCCCAUUACCUGGGUUUGCCCCUCCUCCUAAAAAUGGAGUGGAGCAGAAAAGACCAGGGAGGUCUUUGAAUAUAACGUCUCUCGUCAGACUGUCGUCUGCAGUCCCCAAUCAGAUCUCUGUUACGUGGGCACCAGAAAUCGGAAAGACCUACUCCAUGUCGGUGUACCUUGUGAGGCAGUUGACCUCCCCAUUGUUGUUACAGAGGCUGAAAAUGAAGGGGAUACGGAACCCUGACCAUUCACGAGCUCUGAUUAAAGAGAAGCUCACUGCCGAUCCAGACAGCGAAGUUGCCACAACCAGUUUACGAGUCUCCCUUAUGUGCCCACUUGGGAAGAUGCGUCUCACGGUGCCAUGUCGAGCAGUGACCUGCUCCCACCUCCAGUGUUUCGACGCGGCACUCUACCUGCAGAUGAACGAGAAGAAGCCUACCUGGAUCUGUCCCGUGUGUGACAAGAAGGCCACUUAUGAUAGCCUCAUUAUAGAUGGACUGUUCAUGGAGAUCUUGAACGAUUGUUCGGAUGUCGACGAAAUAAAGUUCCAAGAGGAUGGGACGUGGUGUCCAAUGAGACCAAAGAAGGAGUCCCUAAAAGUGUCGUCACCAUCCAUCACCAAAGUUGAAAGUUCUGCACCUGUGCGGCAGUGUGCAGUGGUGCCACACGGGGAGGUGAGCAGCUCUAAGAAAGCUGAUGUGAUUGACCUGACCCUGGACAGCUCCUCAGAGGACGAGGAGGAAGUGGACCCUCCCCACAAGAGACGCUGCCUUUACAUGUCCAAAACUGAGGAGAUGCAUGGAAAGGGGGUGUUGGCCUACCAGCCCUCAGCUAUGCGGGUGCCAAAUGUGCAGAGUCUGGACCCGUCUUACCUCUCACCCUCCUUGGCAGACUAUGCAGGUCCAUUCCAUCACUCAAUGACUGCUAUCCCUGCAGAUAUGCAAGGUCUGGACUUAUUUUCUUUAAUUCAAGGAGACACACAGCAGCAUUACCGGGCGCCCAUGUUCCUGGACAACCUCUCCAGCAGCCUCCAGAGUGCCACCACCAGUGGGAGCCUGGUGUCCUCCUCGGGUCAGUACGAGACGGUCGCCACCACACACAGCGCUAGCUCCAGCCACGAGACGGGCGUCAUCACGGGGGGCACGGCUACCAGCAUCUCCGACAUCAUCUCAUUAGACUGAGGUUCACGCAAAAGCCUACUUCUCGCGUUCCACUAGCCUGGAGCAGAAGGACCCCUCUAAAGAUCCCCCACCAUGAGGCCCAAGAACUGAUCCGUGCUGUCACUCACCGCACCAGCCAAGGGUUAAUCGUAAUGUGACGAGGACGGUUUUGUUUUGUUUUUGUACGUUGCCUUUCUGAUUGGACGGGCAGAGCGCACAAGCCUUGAGUGUAAGGACGAUAAAUGCUGGACACAUCGCGAUCAUGCUCAAAGCACAUGCAGCUCUGCGAAUGUUCAGCGCAGGCUCUCUUUGGCAGCUGUUUUUGAGUUAUUUUUUUGUAGUUCUGAACAAUUCAUGCAGUGAUAUGUUCUCAUUCUUUCGGUCCUACUUUUAGUUGUAGCAAUAAAACCUGUUUUGUCAUUUGAAUAUUGCACAUUUAUGUAAGAAAUGUUCAUGGUCCAGUUUGUGCCCUGGUUGGAUGUUGCUGUUUGUUUAGUUUUUUUUUUUUUAUCGUUCGUUCCUGGUUUAUUUUAUAUGUAGAUAUGUGAAAAGACCUUUUGUAUGACAUCACAUGCUAUGUUGUAUUUCACCAAGAGACUUAAAAGGGCCAACAGUACUUCACUGUUGAAGCUAUUCAAAUAAUUUUACACACAAAAAAAAAAACGUGUGUUUCCACACUACAUUUGGAAACUGCUCUUUCCUUAUCCCAGCUGUAUAGUGUACUUGAUGGCAUACUAAGAGGGUACUUGACUAGUGAAGUUUGACAUGACAUAACAUGGGAUGCCAGCUUGCACCAUCACGCUGUCAAAUUUGAAUACACUGAAAUAACAUUGUGUAUACCCUCUACCAGCAAACAUUAUAAUGUCAAAAGGGAUUCAAUCUGUCAUAAUCUGUAAAAAGCAAACAGAAUGAUCUGUAGUCACAUGGUUAUGAGCUUGUAGACUGUCGUUCUUAUUGCAUCACUGACAUGUGAGUGCCACAUAAACUGUAACAGAUUUGAUAAACGAUGCCACUUCAAAAAAAAUCCAAAAGGUCUUACUGGAUAUGAGCCAUAAAUUUAAUUACAAGUGAAAGCAUGUCUAUAUUUAGUUGUUUUGGAUAAAGAAAUAUGAAUAUCCAUACUCGAGCCCUUCUUUCUAACUUCAGCCUUUUUUUUUUAACAAAAAUUGUCUAUAAAAAUGAAAUGCCCUCAUGUUUUCAUCAUUGACUGCCUGUAACAGAUUUUGUAUCAGGAACAGUUGGGUAAUACAAGUCGUCACAAGCCUGGUCAACUUAUGGAAUUUACUUAAUGGUUUCUGUUGUGCUUUCAUAGCAAUUUGUUACAAGGCACAAGGUUUAAACACCAUCUAGGCUAACUAAGCAUGGAAGUCCGGUUGUCUUUACAAUUAAAAAUUGGCCAUGGAGAAACACAAA